Messenger RNA from Olea europaea var. sylvestris, 950 nucleotides. RefSeq lists its product as uncharacterized. The record is from RefSeq and is a predicted model, not a curated record. Bases 79 to 717 code for a protein of 212 amino acids. NCBI's taxonomy places the organism in Eukaryota, Viridiplantae, Streptophyta, Magnoliopsida, Lamiales, Oleaceae. The transcript has 3 exons.
AAACUAUGUUAUUUUAUUUUGGCAGUGCAUAACAAUUCAGCAUAUCAUAUCCCAGAAUUUAGUGGAACUUCUUUGAAGAUGGAAAAUAUUCAUCAACAAAUUAGUACCAUACCUAAUGCAUACACUAUUGGUGCUUCUUCAAUUCAGCCAACCUUACCUAGUGCAUACACUAAUGGUGAAUCUUCACUUCCAUCGAGCAUGCCUGUUGCAAUCAAUAUGGCGGGGCAUGGUGGAAGGAUUGAUGUAUCACCAAACAUGCCAUUGGCUCAGAGCUCUAAUCCGGAUAUUAUACAAGGAAUGAUGAAAUCAGAAGCUAGCCAUGCAGAUGAUCCUCAUUUCAUGUUUGUUGUGGACAGAAAUCUUCAGCAUCCAAAUACGACAAUAGGAGAUGCAUCAGUUUCACGUUUUGCUGGCAUCGAGUCUAAUUCACAGGCAUCGAACAAGAGUUUCCUGGAUCAUGACAUGAAUUCAUUUGGAUUCUUGGGACAGAUAUCCCCAAACUUCAGUUUUUCAGACUUGACAGCUGACUUUUCUAAUAAUACUGAUAUAUUAAGCUAUUCCAAGUCUCCCAUCCUUGGAAUGAAUGCGAACUUUGUGGAUCGUCGUAUUAGGGGAGAACAAGGGAAAUUGCUGGCUAGGAGAGAAGUUACUGUAAAAAGUUCUGUCGAAUUAGGGUGGUUCAAACUAUUUGAAGGUCGUGUUUGGUUGAAACUUUAAUGAUGACGAAUUACAGUACUAGUUUUUUGGACCAACAAGGGAUUAGAUUAUUACAAGCGAAAAUUUGUUAAUGUAUACCAUCCAUAUAUUUUGAUGUAUGUUACCGAAUCAGGAAUUUUGUCAUAGAAGUAAUGCGGUGAUUUCGAAAUUCAUGCUGAUAUUGUUUAUAUGCAUUGGAAUGACAUAUUUACUGUAAUUAUCUGCUAACAUGUUUUACUGAGCUUAGAAGCUAA